Messenger RNA from Humulus lupulus (European hop), 1503 nucleotides. RefSeq names its product PR5-like receptor kinase. Gene Ontology annotation, cellular component: extracellular region. Gene Ontology annotation, molecular function: nucleic acid binding. NCBI's taxonomy places the organism in Eukaryota, Viridiplantae, Streptophyta, Magnoliopsida, Rosales, Cannabaceae. Gene Ontology annotation, biological process: defense response; DNA integration. The record is from RefSeq and is a predicted model, not a curated record.
AUGGAUUUGAACUUCUCCCACUCUUCUUCCAAUUUAUUAUAUUAUAUUUAUCAAUAUAUAUAUAACAUUGAUAUACGUAAAUUGUGUUUAUUUUAAUUGGUUAAUUUAGGCACGUCGGGAGCUAAAUUUACACUAAAAAACAAAUGCGGCUACACAGUGUGGCCCGGAAUUUUAUCUAAUGCGGGCAGCGACAGACUACACAGCACCGGAUUCGAACUUCCACAGGGCGGGUCUCGGUCUUUCCAAGCCCCACCCAACUGGUCGGGUCGAUUCUGGGGCCGGACCGGUUGUACAUUUGACUCGGUCACCGGUCAAGGCAGCUGCACCACCGGAGAUGGAUCGAACCAGCUUGAGUGCAAUGGCGCCGGGGCCAACCCACCUGCCACUCUAGCUGAGUUCACGGUCGCUUCGGGAACCCUGGACUUCUACGACGUGAGCUUAGUAGAUAAGCAUAAUCUUCCAUUGGUGGUGGACGCGAGUGGUGGGUCGGGCUCGUGUUUGUCAACCGGGUGCGUCACCGACCUGAACCAGCAAUGCCCGUCGGAGCUGAGAGUCGGGAAUAGUGAGGAGUGUAAGAGCGCGUGUGAGGUAUUUGCUAAGCCUGAGUAUUGUUGUAACGGAGAGCACGGAUCACCGGCGACUUGUAAGCCGACGGUGUAUUCCGAGAUAUUUAAAUCGGCGUGUCCGAAGUCGUAUAGCUAUGCUUACGACGAUCCCACGAGUACAUUUACUUGUGCUGGAGCUGAUUACACCAUAACAUGCUGCCCAAGCUUAACUAGUCAAAAAUCUGCAAGAGAUACCUCUACAAGUAGCACAAGUACGUGUACAAGCACAACAAACGGGUCACCCAUGGAUGGGUCAACAUAUGUGGAUAAUAGCUCAUGGUUACCAAACUUUGUGACUGGGGACUCAUCCCAGCCCCAUUUUUCUUAUGCUUUUCACGCUACAUUGACAAUGUUCCAUCACUUUGUUCCUCUAUUCGAUACUAGAGAAAUUGUAGAUAAUGGCGAGAAGAUUUUCAUGGGAAAUUCUGCCACAUCUAAAAUUGCGGGUCAAGAAAGUGUGAUCCUAAAAAUGACUUCUGGAAAGGAGCUAACUCUGAACAACGUACUGUACGUACCAGAGAUCCGGAAAAACCUAGUGUCUGGUUCACUGAUGAACAAACACGGAUUCCGAAUUGUAUUUGAGUCAGACAAAGUUGUUCUAUCCAAAAGUGGAAUGUAUGUGGGAAGUGGUUAUGUAACUGAUGGGUUGUUUAAACUCAAUGUAAUGAUUAAGGUGUCGAGAAGUGAUGGAGGUGGUGAAUAUGAAUCACCAUUUCGUGAAUUCUGUGCAAAAAAUGGAAUCAUCCAUGAAAACACUGCACCUUAUUCACCUCAGCAAAAUGGUGUUGCUGAACGGAAAAAUCGUACAUUGAAAGAGAUGAUGAAUGCGAUGUUGAUUAGUUCUGGAUUGCCGCAGAACAUGUGGGGAAAAGCUAUCUUAUCAGCUAAUUAUCUUUAA